AUGGACCGUGAAAGCAGAUAUACUGCUCGUUUUGCUGUUGUGUACCAAGACAGGUUUGAAAAAAUCAAAAAAUACCGUAGAAUCCGUGAAGCUGUGAAACCCGCUAGAGUAGCAGCCGCUGAAAGGCUUUUGAUUAAUUAUGAUUCCUUGAAUAGAGAUGAAUUUGAACAGUAUCUUGAAAACAGGUCCAAUAUGACAGGCAUCAUCCAAAACCACUAUGUCAACUUCCGAACCAACCAUCUUACUGCUCAUCCUUUGCACAGAAAACUGCGGCUAUCUGCCUAUAUCAGAAGACAGCAAGGAAACGAGGAUUUUAUUUCAAAACUAGAUGAACAUUUUGGUGUCGAAGCUGUUUAUGUUAUGGGUAACUGGUCUUCUCCUAAUACAAGAUUUCAUGAGCCGGUCCGAGGCCUUGGAUUCCGUCGGUUGCUUUAAAAAGCUGGUAAAAGGGUGUAGUUGAUUGAUGAAUUUAGAACAAGUCAGUGCUGCCCAGCUUGUGAACGUAGAAGUCUUGAAACGUUUCGGAUGGUCGAUAACCCGCGCCCUCAUAGACGAAGAGCAAAUCCUCGUGUAAUCAGACAUGGUCUCUUAA
Molecule: messenger RNA, 592 nt
Organism: Mucor mucedo
Lineage: Eukaryota; Fungi; Mucoromycota; Mucoromycetes; Mucorales; Mucoraceae
Exons: 2
Coding region: 1-435 (144 amino acids)
Source: RefSeq, a predicted model, not a curated record